Camarhynchus parvulus is the source of this 6390-nucleotide messenger RNA. Its product is annotated as neurexin-2-like. NCBI's taxonomy places the organism in Eukaryota, Metazoa, Chordata, Aves, Passeriformes, Thraupidae. The record is from RefSeq and is a predicted model, not a curated record.
GCGGAGCGGCGGGAGCGGGGCCGCGGCCGGGACCGCCCGGGGCAGGUGCCUCCGGACCCCCCGGCCAGGCUGACGCCGCCCGCUGGGGCCGCCCAUGCGGCUGUGAGAGGACGGGGGUGGCCGGGCCCCCCAAGGGCCCCCCCAGGGCCCCCCCAGACCGCCCAGGCUCCGCAGCCAGCCCAGGCACCAUGACCUGUCCGGCCGCUGAGGGACACCCGGCACCUGGGGGCCACCAAGAGACCAAAGCCCACCUGGGCUCCGUGGCCACCAGAGGAUCCGUGGCCAGCUGGACCUCUGCGGUCAGCCAGGACCACCGAGAGACUAAGGCCCACCUGGGCUUUGUGGCCGACCAAAACUUCGUGGGCAACCAGGACCACGCCGAGCCUGGUGCCGGUGGUGGCUCUGUGGUGCUGUUGGACUCCAAGAUCUCCCAAGGCUCUGAGGAGCACCUGGGGACUCGGGUCAGCCAGGUCUCUGUGACCCACCUGGCGUCUGUGGCCACCCAGGACCACCUGGAGAUUGAGGUGCAUCAGGAAUCCGUGGCCAGCCGAGGUUCUGGGGGCAACCAGGAGCACCCAGAGCCCGACACCAACGUCCCCUUGGACUCCAAGGUCAACCAGGGCUCCGUGGGUCAUUUAAACCACCAAGACCACGCCCCCUCCCAGGCCUCCGAGGACCCCCAAGAGCCCAAGGUCACCCAGGGUCCUGUGGCCAACCAAAAGACCAAGGUCAACCAAAGCCCCACGGCCCCUCUAGAGGCCAAGGUCAACGAAGACCCUGUGGUGUGCUUAGACUUGAGGGUCCACCAAGCCCCUGUGGCCACCCGAGCCCCCGAGGACCCCCGAGCCCCCCUGGCCCACCCGGACAGCCAGGCUGACCAGGCCCUGGUGGCUCUCACAGACUGGAACGUCCACCGAGCGCCCAUGGCCGAGCACAGCCCCGCGGACCCCCAAGGGACCGAGGCCAAGCCCGGCCCUCCGGACCCGAGGGUCCCCCCGGACACCGCGACCAAGGGACGCUGCCCGGGCACCGAGUGCCACCAACCCUACGUGCCCACCUGGGCCACCCCGGCCCCCCGCCCACGCGCCCAAAUCCCCUCAGGCGCCCGCCUGGGCCUGGUGCUGCUGACGCUGGGCUCCCUCCUGCUGCCCUGCGCCCGGGGCUCGGCGCUGGAGUUCGGGGGCGCCCCGGGGCAGUGGGCGCUACGGGGUGGCGCCGGGCGCUGGGGCCAGCUCAGCUUCCGCCUCAAGACCAACGUGACGCGGGCGCUGCUGCUCUACCUGGACGACGGCGGCAACUGUGACUUCCUGGAGCUGCUGGUGGCCGAGGGGCGGCUGAGGCUGCGCCGCCAUUGCCUGCGCCGAGCCGCCACGCUGGAGCCGCCGGCGCUCAGCGACGGCCGCUGGCACGCGGUGCUGCUGACGCGGCAGGCGCGGCACGCGGCGCUGGCCGUGGACGGCGGCGCGCGGCGGCGCGCCGCGCUCAAGCGGCCCGACAUGGCCGUGGCCAGCGACCUGUGUGGGGGCAUCCCGCCCGACGUGCCUUCGGCGCUGACGCUCAGCACCGUCAGGUACGAGCCGCCCUUCCGCGGGUGGGUGGCUGACCUGCGGGUGGGCGACGCGCCGGCCGCGCUGCUGGGCGGCCAGGGGUCCGGGGUGACGGGGACGAGCGCUGCGCCCACCACCCGGCCCUGCGCCCACGGCGGCCGCUGCACCCUGCGCCGUGGGGAGCCCCGCUGCGACUGCGCCGGCACCGGCCACCGCGGGCCCUUCUGCGAGGAAGAGGAAGAACCCGCGGUGGAAGGUCCCGCCCACCUGCGAGUCACCGGCCAAGGGCCCGCUGAGGUCGCCGAGGGGGGGCCCGGCCGCGGCGCCGGUGAGAUCCAGCAAGCAGCGAAAGGCCGCGCCGAGUACGUGGCCACGUUCCGGGGCAGCGAGUUCUUCUGCUACGACGUGUCGCGGUCGCCGGUGCAGAGCAGCGCGGACGAGCUGGCGCUGGCGUUCCGCACGCGGCAGCGCCACGGGCUCCUGCUGCACACCGGCCGCGCCGCCGACUUCCUCAACCUGUCGCUCAAGGCCGGCGCCGUGUGGCUCGUCAUCAACCUGGGCGCCGGCGCCUUCGAGGCGCUGGUGGAGCCCGUCAACGGCAAGUUCCACGACGGCGGCUGGCACCACGUGCGCGUCACGCGCAACCUGCGGCAGCACGCAGGGAUCGGACACGCUAUGGUGACCAUCUCCGUGGACGGCAUCCUGACCACCACGGGCUACACGCAGGAGGAUUUCACCAUGCUGGGCUCCGACGACUUCUUCUACGUGGGGGGGUCCCCCAACACCGCCGACCUGCCGGGGUCCCCCGUCAGCAACAACUUCAUGGGCUGCCUCAAGGACGUGGUUUACAAGAACAACGACUUCAAGCUGGAGCUGUCGCGGCUGGCGCAGGAGGGGGACGCGCGGGUGACGCUGCACGGGGCGCUGCUCUUCCACUGUGACCCCCCCCCGGCGCUGGACCCCGUCACCUUCGCCACCCCCCAGGCCCACCUGGCGCUGCCCACCUGGCGCCCGGCCCGCUCCGGCUCCGUCUCCUUCGAUUUCCGCACCACGGAGCCCAACGGGGUCCUGCUCUUCGGGCAGGGACCCCCCCGCGACCCCCCUGGGGCCGCCCCCCGGGGGCCGCCCCCGCCGCCCCCCGAUUUCCUGGCGCUGGAGCUGCUGGACGGGCACCUGUACCUGCUGCUGGGCAUGGGCGCGGCCGGGCUGCGGCUCAGCGCCAGCGCCCGCAAGGUCACGGACGGAGAGUGGUGCCACGUGGACGUGCAGCGCGACGGGCGCAAAGGCUCGGUGUCGGUGAACAGCCGCAGCACGCCCUUCCUGGCCAGCGGUGACCGGGACGUGCUGGACGUGGGGGCCGAGCUGUACCUGGGGGGGCUCCCCGAGGGCCGCCCGGGCCCCCCCGCGCCCCCCGAGCUCUGGGCCGCGGGGCUGCGCCUCGGCUUCGUGGGCUGCGUGCGGGAUCUGUUCGUGGACGGGCGGAGCCGCGACGUGCGGGCGCUCCUGGCCGCGGGGGGGGCCCCGGGGGUCGCCCCGCUCUGUGCCAGGGACCCCCCCCGGCUGUGCGCCAGCGCUCCGUGUCGCAACGGGGGCACGUGUCGCGAGGGCUGGAACCGAUUCGUGUGCGACUGCCGCGGCACCGGGUACCUGGGGCCGCGCUGCGAGACAGAGGCGGCGGUGCUGAGCUAUGACGGCAGCAUGUACCUGAAGGUGCAGGUGCCGGGCGAGCAGACCGAGGCCGAGGACGUGUCCCUGCGCUUCAUGUCCCCCCGAGCCUUCGGCCUCGUCCUGGCCACCACCUCGCGCCACUCGGCCGACACCCUGCGCCUCGAGCUGGACGGGGGGCGCAUGAAGCUCACCCUCAACCUGGACUGUGUCCGCGUGGGCUGUCACCCCAGCAAGGGCCCCGAGACACUGUUUGCGGGGCAGCGGCUCGAUGACAACGAGUGGCACUCGGUGCGGGUGGCCCGGCGCGGGCGCAGCCUCCAGCUCGCCGUCGACAACGUCACCGUCGAAGGACAGCUGUCGGGCUCUCACACCCGCCUGGAGUUCCACAACAUCGAGACCGGCAUCGUCACCGAACGCCGCUUCCUGGCCGUGGUCCCGUCCAACUUCCUGGGCCACCUGAGCGGGCUGGUGUUCAAUGGGCUGCCCUACCUGGACCUGUGCCGCGACGGCGACAUCAGCUCCUGCGAGCUCAACGCCCGCUUCGGCCGCCGCGCCAUCGUGGCCGACCCGGUGGCCUUCGGGGGCCGCGGCUCCUACGUGGCGCUGGCCACGCUCCAGGCCUUCUCCUCCUUCCACCUCUUCUUCCAGUUCAAGACCACGGCGCCCGACGGCCUCAUCCUCUUCAACGGCGGCAGCGGCUCCGACUUCCUGGUGGUCGAGCUGGUCAAGGGGUACAUCCACUACGUGUUCGACCUGGGCGAGGGCCCCUCGCUCAUGAAGGGCAACUCGGAGCAGCCGCUGCACGACGGGCGCUGGCACGAGGUGGCCGUGGCACGGGAGGGGGGGGCCCUGCACGGGCUGCGCGUGGACGGGAGACCCGUGACCCAGCACGGGCAGGGCGCCCGCGGGCUGCAGCUCAAGGGUGAGCUGUACGUCGGGGGGUCAGCCCGGGGCUCCUGGCGCCUCCCGCGCCUCGUGGCCUCCCGGGGGGGCUUCCGGGGCUGCUUGGCCUCGCUGGACCUGAACGGGCGCCUGCCCGACCUGCUGGGGGACGCCCUGAGGCGCGUGGGGGACGUGAGGAGGGGCUGCGACGGCCCCAGCACGACGUGCGCCGAGGACUCGUGUGCCCACGGGGGCGUUUGCCUGCAGCAGUGGGACGGCUUCACCUGCGACUGCAGCAUGACGGCCUUCGGGGGGGCCGGCUGUGCCGAGCCGGGCACCACGUACAUUUUCGGCAAGGGGGGGGCCCUGAUCACCUACACGUGGCCCCCCAAUGACCGGCCCAGCACCCGCGCUGACCGCCUGGCCCUGGGCUUCAGCACCCGGCAGCGCGACGCGGUGCUGCUGCGCGUGGAGAGCGCGGCCGGCCUCGGCGACUUCCUGCAGCUCCACAUUGUGCAGGGGGCCGUGGGGGUCCUGUUCAACGUGGGCACCGAGGACAUCGCGCUGGAGGAGCGGGGGGCGGCCGUCAGCGAUGGGCGCUUCCACGUCGUCCGCUUCACGCGCAGCGGCGGCAACGCCACGCUCCAGGUGGACGGCGGCCCCCUGCACGAGCGCUACCCGCCAGGCCGGCAGCUGACCAUCUUCAACAGCCAGGCGCGCGUGCGGGUGGGGGGCCGGGACCGCGGCCGCCCCUUCCAGGGGCAGCUCUCGGGGCUCUACUACAACGGGCUGAAGCUGCUGGCGCUGGCGGCCGAGGGACACCCCCGCGUGCGGCUCGAGGGGGACCUGAGGCUCGUGGGGGACCCCCCGCCGCCCCCCGCGCCCCCCGGCGCCACCCCCGCGCCCCCCGACAUGGCCACCACCAUCAUGGAGACCACCACCACCAUGGCCACGACCACCACCCGCCGCGGGCGCUCGCCCACCCUGCGCGACACCGUCGCCCAGAACACGGACGAUCUGCUGGUGGCCUCGGCCGAGUGUCCGAGCGAUGACGAGGACCUGGAGGAGUGUGAGCCGGGCACAGGCGGGGAGCUGGUGCUGCCGGCGUCCCCGGGCCCCCCCGCCCCCCCGCCGCCCCCCCGCGCCCCCGGGCUGCGGCCCCGACUGCGACGAGCCUCGGGCUUCGCCUCGGGGAGGCGGCGGACCCCGAGCCCGAGCCCGGCCACGCUCCCGGCCCCGAGCAGCCGCCGGCCGACGACGAGGACUUCGCGGGGCUGGGGGCGGGGAGCCCCGGAGGCCGCCGCCCCCCCGGCGGCCACGGCCGCGCCCCGCGGCGCCGGGACCGAGCCCACGGUGGCGGGCGCGGCUCCGCCCGGGCUGGUGCCGGCGGGAGAGCGGCACCCGCGGGAGGGCGCGGGCGGGGCGGCGGGGGGUUCGGCUCCUCCCGUGACCCGGCGCCCCCCCGUGCCCCCCACAGCCGCGCCCGGAGCGGUGGAGGUGGUGCGGGAGGCGGGCGGCACCACCGGCAUGGUGGUGGGCAUCGUGGCGGCCGCCGCGCUCUGCAUCCUCAUCCUCCUCUACGCCAUGUACAAGUACCGCAACCGCGACGAGGGCUCCUACCAGGUGGACCAGAGCCGCCACUACAUCGGGGCCGCCCCCGCCGCGCCCGGGGGGGGCCCGGGAGGGGCUCCCGGGGCCGCGUCCCCGACCCCGCCCGCCGGGACCCCCAAGGAGAAGGCGGCGGCCGCGCCCCCCAAGGCGCCGGGCAAAGCGCGGCGCAACAAGGACAAGGAGUAUUACGUGUGAGGGGGGGGGUCUCCACGCGUGUCCCCGACCCCCCCGGCCCCCGCCGCCAUCCCCGGGGGAUGUCACCUGCCCGCCCCCCCGACCCCGCCGCAGCGGGGGCGCCUCUGUGGUCUCUCUCUCUCUCUCUGUGUGUGUGUCCCCCCCCUCGACCCCGCCGCGGGAACCGGGGGGCGGCGCGCGUGGGGGGCGCGGGGGCGCGCGGGACCCCCCCGAGUGGGGUGUGGGACCCCCUCCUCCCUUCCGAGAGGGGCGCGGGAACCCCCCCCCUUCAAACCGCUCCCCUUCCCAACCUCGGAUCGGUUUUUUACCGCCCCCCCGCGCCCCCCUCCCCGGGUAUUUCUUUGGGUUUAUUUUUUAGUUUCGAGAGCCCCGAUUGGCGUCGGGACCCCCCGGGGUCCUGCCGGGACCCCCCAAAAGCCGCCCCGAAUCCCUCCGAGCCCCCCCGGGCCGCCCCCCCCGCCGCGCACAGAGGAAUACACGGUUCUAU